Molecule: messenger RNA, 1854 nt
Organism: Marasmius oreades (fairy-ring Marasmius)
Lineage: Eukaryota; Fungi; Basidiomycota; Agaricomycetes; Agaricales; Marasmiaceae
Exons: 7
Coding region: 184-1767 (527 amino acids)
Biological process (GO): RNA processing
Cellular component (GO): nucleus
Molecular function (GO): mRNA binding
Source: RefSeq, a predicted model, not a curated record
GUAGAACACGGUCACGGUGCCUGUACCUCCAGCUGGAGUCAGAACGACACUCGGACUGAAAGAGCGUGGAAGCUUGUGGAAGCCCAGGGUCAAACUUUCGUAAAAACCCACGGCCAACUCCUUUUCCUUCCUCUCCUUCUCUAUCUUGUCUCUAUCUCUAUCUCUUUGGUAUCUAUAAAAAAAAUGUCGGAAAUAACGACUACGGUCUCAGAAACGGUCGAGCCUCCACAAAUUGGAACAACUGGUGUCGAAGAGGCCGUAACGUCAACGUCGUCUACAUCGACGAACGGAGUCAAGGGCGAGGGCGAGGGCGAGGGCGACGUUGAAAUGGGCGAUGACGAGGAGAAGAAUAAGCGGAAGAGAGUCGUUAGCCAGGUCGAAUUCUAUUUCGCCGAUUCCAACCUUCCCUACGACAAGUUUAUGUGGUCGUUACAUUCGAAAGAUCCAGAACACUGGGUACCUAUCGAUACUAUUGCGGGUUUCAAGCGCAUGCGUCCAUACUCAACGUACGGCGUAGACUGGGUCGUUGAGGCGUUACGAAGCAGCGAGUACCUCGAGGUCGAUGAGGGUGGGGGAAAAAUACGGAGAAAGAACGAGGUGAAGGAGCCGAAGGGUCAGUUUGCGAGGAGUGUGUACGCAAAAGGUUUCCCAGACGAAGAUGAAACUUUGCAAGGACGGUUGGAAGAUUUCUUCCAGAGCUAUGCAAGCACGAAUGAAGUACGAAUGAGGAGAGAUGAGGAUAAAAAAUUCAAACAUUCGGUCUUUGUCGAAUUCACCGAACCAAAUGGCGUCGAAACAUUCUUGAAUGCAGAUCCCAAACCUGCUUUUGACGGGAAAGAGUUGCUCAUUAUGUCCAAGGAAGCCUAUUGCGAAAUGAAAAUCAAAGAAAAAGGUCUCACAGGAAAAGCCGCCGACAGAAGACGUGACAACUUCACCACUCGUAAAGGUUUCAACGCCUUCACCAUCCCUCAAAAAGAUGGAGGACUCCUCCCCGACGAUGCCGCAGCCAUGACUAAAGAUGGUAAAAAACUAGACGUGUAUAUGGAAUAUUUCGGGAAAAAGCUCUUGAUAACGAAAGAUAACCACGGGAAUGGGACUGUUAAGGAGGAAGAGAUACCGUUUGUGAAGGGUUCGACGUUGAAGUUUGAAGGUGUUGAAGAGAACUUUUCGUGGAAUGAUAUCAAGACCCCCAUACGCGAACUAUUCAACAACAAAACACCCUAUAUCGAAUACAACCGCGGAGACAACCACGGUCUAGUCGGCUUCCAUGCUGUCCUAUCGGAAGAAGACGUUGAAAAAGUAAAGGGAGCUGUGAAAACGAUCAACGGGAAAACGAUUACUUGGUCGUCUAUAUCGGAGGAAGAUGAGAAGUCGUUCAUGAUCAAACGAGCACAGUCGGGUGCUAGGUUUGCGUUGAGACAAGCUGAGGAGUCGUCUGGGGAUUCGAAAGGGAAAGGAAGGGGUGGGAAUCAGGGGGGACGGGGUGGACGGGGUGGUUCGAGAGGUGGGAGAGGUGGAAGGGGUGGGAGGGGCGGUGGGAGGGGUGGAAGAGGAGGAGGAGGAGGGCGGAAGGGCGGUGCCGAUGCGAGUGGUCGGAAGACUGGUGACGGCUCAGAGGUAACGGCAGAAGAUAAUUCUGCGGUUGGUGAAAAGAGGAAACGUGCUGUUGAACCAGAUGGUGGUCCAGAUGUGGGGGUUAGAGGGCAGGAUGCACCUCCUACCUUGCAACCGGUAAAGAAGGCCAAGGUAGAUGGGGAGGAUUCGUAGUUUUUGGGUGUCGAUUCUUUUCUUGUUGUCAAUGUAUGAUGGUUGUUGAAAUGUACCAAUAGUCAAUGCCAGUGUUUUGUAAACCUU